AUGCGGGAUUAUAGUGAUGCUAUUGAAAAUGUAAGAAAUAUUAUGGCUACGAUUGUUCCUUGCAAGCUUAGCCAAAAAAUUUCAUCAGAAUUAGAGCACAAUAUUUCUCUUGAUAAGAUCUGUAUAGCUAUUUGUCACAUGAAAAAAAGUAAAGUUCCUAAGUGUGAUGGGUUUCCUAUUGAGUUUUAUAAGGCUAAUACUAAUUUGGUACACAAGAUCUUACCGGAAGUUUAUAAGGAAGCUAUUGAGAAUGGGUAUUUGGGUAAGCAUAUUAAUAGAAGAAUCAUUAAGCUUAUCAUAUUAUCUAUCAACGGACAGACUCAAUUUGUUUCCCAAGCUGCUUGGUUUUCAAGAUCUAUUGAUUGUCAGAAUUUGACGGGCAAAGAAACAGUUGUUUUUGGUGAUACAACGCACGCUGCUUCAAUCACUAAGAUACUUGUUCGAGAAAUGGGGAUUCGUGUGAGUUGUGCAUGUACUUAUUGCAAACAUGAUGCGGAAUGGUUCAAAGAGCAAAUUCAAGGUUUCUGCGAUGAAAUACUGAUCACAGAUGAUCAUGCUGAGGUAGGAGAUAUGAUCGCUCACAUGGAACCAUCUGCAAUAUUUGGUACUCAAAUGGAAUGUCAUAUUGGUAAACGUCUUGAUAUUCCUUGUGGAGUUAUUUCUGCACCAGUUCAUAUACAAAACUUUCCCUUGGGAUACCGACCCUUUCUAGGUUACGAAGGUACUAAUCAAAUAGCUGAUCUAGUUUAUAACUCAUUUGCUCUGGGUAUGGAGGACCAUCUUCUAGAUAUUUUUGGUGGUCAUGAUACUAAAGAAAUAAUAUCCACAUCAUUGUCUACAGAUAUAGGCCUAAUUUGGAAUCCUGAAAGUCGACUAGAAUUAAGUAAAAUUCCUCGUUUUGCCAGAGAAAAGGUAGAAAGAAAUACUGAGAAAUUUGCACGACAAAAGGGGAUUGAAACCAUUACUGUCGAAGUAAUGUACGCAGCUAAAGAAGCGUUGAAUACCUAG
This is a messenger RNA of Cryptomeria japonica (Japanese cedar), 1008 nucleotides long. RefSeq names its product light-independent protochlorophyllide reductase subunit B-like. The record is from RefSeq and is a predicted model, not a curated record. Gene Ontology annotation, biological process: photosynthesis; chlorophyll biosynthetic process. The coding region runs from base 1 to 1008 and encodes 335 amino acids. Lineage: Eukaryota; Viridiplantae; Streptophyta; Pinopsida; Cupressales; Cupressaceae. The transcript has a single exon. Gene Ontology annotation, molecular function: oxidoreductase activity.